GGGCCUUUUCGUGUUGGGCCUCGCCUCCUCUCCUAUAUGACGUGUCCACCUCUUUGGAUUCGUAUCGUCGUCUCCUGCGCCGGCGAUGUCGUCGUCGUCCCACGCCGCCGCCGGAGACGGCUCCGGCGAGCCUCCGUCGACGUCCGGGCCCGGGAAGGAGAGGGAGGGUGGCGGCGAUGAGGCUGGGCGUGAGGAGGAGGGGUUCGAUCUGGCCGGCGCCUCGGCGGGGUGGGUGGAGGCGCGGACCAGCUGCCCGCACCUCCCCACCAUGCCCGCCGACGACCUCGCGCGCGUGCCGCCGCCGGACUCGCCGUGCUCCAGAUGUCAUCAUCCUGCUGAAAACUGGUUAUGCUUGAUCUGUAAGGAUGUUCUGUGCAGCCGUUUUAUCAACAAACAUAUGCUGUACCAUUAUCAAGAUACAGGACAUUGUCUUGCUCUGAGCUUCAGUGAUCUGUCAGUCUGGUGUUUCGCCUGCGACUCCUACCUCGAUGUUCAAUCCAUCUUAGAACUGCGUCCAGUUUAUGAAGUUGUACAUCUGUUGAAAUUUGGACAACGGCCUCCAUUUCGAUCACUUGAUGUACUGGAUUUGAGCAGUGGACAGAAUGGAAGUACAUCAUCACUGUCCUAAUGCUCUAUAUUAUGUUAGUUUCUUUUCAUGAUUGAAGGUAGUUAAACUUGUUAAGGACAAGCAGUAUCUUACUAUGUAAGGUGGCACUUGUUAAACUUCAGUAUGAUAUUUCAGAUGAAUGAUCCUAUUCUUCUC
Messenger RNA from Oryza brachyantha (malo sina), 763 nucleotides. RefSeq names its product histone deacetylase 6. Lineage: Eukaryota; Viridiplantae; Streptophyta; Magnoliopsida; Poales; Poaceae. The coding region runs from base 86 to 628 and encodes 180 amino acids. The transcript has 4 exons. Gene Ontology annotation, molecular function: zinc ion binding. The record is from RefSeq and is a predicted model, not a curated record.